Molecule: messenger RNA, 2157 nt
Organism: Aspergillus japonicus CBS 114.51
Lineage: Eukaryota; Fungi; Ascomycota; Eurotiomycetes; Eurotiales; Aspergillaceae
Product: sugar porter family MFS transporter
Exons: 4
Coding region: 347-1969 (540 amino acids)
Biological process (GO): transmembrane transport; carbohydrate transport
Cellular component (GO): membrane
Molecular function (GO): carbohydrate:proton symporter activity
Source: RefSeq, a predicted model, not a curated record
CGGGGAUCACUUGCUGGCUCUGCAAGUUUCCUCCUGCCAUUGGGCCUGCUGAGUUCAAACUAAGAGCCCUUAGUGUGCUAGGCCAGCCCUGGAAGAUGUUCCAACCGGCUUGGCCUGAAGCCUGUCGGCCUGGCCUACGUUACUGCGGAUUCAACCCUCGUUCAAAGGCUCCACUUCUCUAAACCUGGAGAAGCAACCCUUCGCUACCCCAUGGGACGACGCUCUGGGGUAGAAAUAGGGCUCCACGGCCACUGUGUCCCGGAUUGCUCGUGCUGCAUCAAGAUUGUCACUACAAAGAAACUUUUUUUUCCUGAUUGAUAGUGCUCAUCUGAGGCACUGUGGGAUAAUGUCGGUGAAAGAAGCCAUUGCAGCAACCGACAAGGCUGCCCUAACCCGCACCGCGCAGGCGGUGGCUGCUCGCGAACAUGAACAACAAGGCUGGCUAGAGAGAAAGCUGAAGCCCAAGACCAUCACCGCCCGAUAUCCUUUCAAGGGCGCUCCCUUGCUUUAUGCGACAUGUGCUUUCGGUAGUUUGGGCGAUGCCCUGUUCGGGUACAACUCUGGGAUCAUGUCGGGUCUCCUGGUGAACCCUGUGUUUGUUGCCCGUUUCUUCAAGGAUUACGGUGGCGCGGAUGGUUCAACAUCCGGGGUGGAUCCGUCAAUCACCGGCAUAGCGGUGGCUUGUUUACAGGCCUCUGCAGCGGUAGGCGCCCUCAUCGCGGGACGUCUCGGCGAUAUUAUCGGGCGCAAGAAAUGCGUCCGGAUUGGCGGGUUCAUAUACUUCUUCAGCGCGUUCAUCCAGAUGUUCGCCCCCGGGUUUGGCACCUUUAUCGCGGGUCGCACCAUCCAAGGCUUGGGUGUCGGGUUUCUGUCCAUGACGGUGCCCAUCAUUCAGACCGAGAUCGCUGCCCCGCAUCGGCGUGGUAUGAUGGUGGGGAUUGAGUAUACCUUCCUCAUUGCCGGAUACAUGCUUUCAUGUUGGGUAGAUUAUGGGUUCAAUUUCCUUCUGCCCGGGGAGAUGUCCUGGCAGGGGCCGUUCAUCAUUCAGAUCGCCCUUUCGUUCAUCUUGUUGAUCAUGUCAUUCUUCCUCCCUGAGACCCCGCGUUGGCUGGCCAAGAACGGAUUUAUGCAGGAGAGUCUGCAGACUGUCGCCGACCUGCAUGCGAACGGGGAUACCGACGCAGAGCAUGUGCAGAAGGUGUUCGUUGAGAUCGAAGAAGCUGUCAUUUUUGAGAGCAACCUCGGAAAGUCCACGUGGAUGGAGAUGUUUACUCGUUACCGCAAACGGACCAUUGUCGGAAUUACAGUGCAGAUGUUCGCCCAGCUCAACGGCAUCAAUAUCAUCUCCUUCUAUCUCCCCAGCACCCUCGCCACCGCCGGCUUUGAUGAACGAAAAUCUUUGCUCUACACCGCAGCUAAUGCACUUCCGUAUACUGCUGCCACGGUCGUAACAUGGUGGUUGGCAGACAAGUGGGGUCGGAAGCCGUUACUCAUCCUCGGAGGCAUCGGCAUGGCAAUCCUGCUCAGCAUCGUCUGUGCUUUCACGGAAGCGGACCUGGACAUCCACACCCGCGCGAACGGACAGUACGCCUUCGUCAUGCUCUACAACAUCGUGUACGGGUUCACCUGGGGCCCGAUGCCGUGGCUCCUCCCCGCUGAGAUCUUCCCCCUGCGCGGCCGCAGCAAGGGCAUGGCGCUGGCCACCACCAGCAACUGGAUCUUUAACUUCAUCAUCGGCAUGGUCUCUCCGGACGCCUUCGCCGGGAUCCACGGGUAUUUCUACCUGGUGAUCGCCGGGUUCUGUCUGUUUUCGGCUGGGCUGGUGUACUUCUACUACGUGGAGACGGCGAACAGUACACUGGAGGAGAUUGCAGAGCUGUUUGGCGAUACGGCGUUUGCGGGGGCGGAUGGGGAAGUGAUUCGCGGGGUGUCGGAGGUGAGAACUGAUCAUGGCAAGGAUAUUGCAUAGGGUAACAUCCCUGGUCAGAGAGUGGAAUCCUCUGUCGGGGUAAGUCUUCCAGGCAGACGCUGCAGACCCUGGUGUGACAUUUUCUUGUAUCAAUGAACCAUCUAUGAUUGUACGCAGUCGAGAUGACAUAGUGCUUAGAUAUAUGUAUGCUUUGGAGUGCUUUGAGAAUUCAUCUUAUUCCUUCUUCC